This is a messenger RNA of Lactuca saligna, 432 nucleotides long. The record is from the annotation of a GenBank genome assembly. NCBI's taxonomy places the organism in Eukaryota, Viridiplantae, Streptophyta, Magnoliopsida, Asterales, Asteraceae.
AUGGAUUGUCAUGCUAGUUGUCGAACACCACCAUUACGCUCAACAACGUCGAUUAGUUUCAACGCCGCCGAUUCGGACUAUCGGCUUCCUUUUGACAUCCAAUUACGAUUACUAUUGAAUACAAGCCCUACACCAGCUACCAGAGAUUUGUUUUCAAUUUUGCUCUGUACGGUUUCUUUGGCUGCAGCAAGCUUAUUGUAUGUUCAAGGAUUGGAGAAUCGAAUGAAGUUGCGGUCACCUAGCCACCUGAGUAGUCUUGGAACGAGGAGGUUCUCCAUAUAUCUACCCUCUCUAUGGACUAGGAGAAUCACCUCAGCAUUUGCUCGUUUGAGUGCAGUCUAUGGCGGCACCUACGUGCUCAACAAACCACAAUGCAAGGUAAUCCACAGAACUGGAAUUCCAGAUUCCAUUCCAUUCCAAGGAUGGAAUUGA